GGUUAGUGUGAGGAGGUAGCACCUGUGAUAGGAAAGGAACAGGGGUCGCUCUCCAGGCAUUGCCUCCUGCCCCGCCUGUGCUUCAGCGCUCCCUCUGGCCCAGGCUGCCUUCAGAGUUCCUAACUGGGCUUUCUAAUGCCGAAAGCCGAAAGCCGGUGUUCCAAGAUCUACCUCUCCGGGAACCCCAGCUCCGGCACACUUUUCUCUUAGGGGGUCCCUGAAGUCCCAACGUUGGGACUCAUAAUUUUCCAUGUAUUGACGCUCACCUUGCCCCAGUCUGUUCUCAAUCUCAGGCUUUUAUUUGCCCGUCGGUUUGUCCAUCCGGCUUUGGAGCUGAAGUUGGAGGAAGGCAGCUAACAUCCGGUUGCACGGAGGCACGGAAACUGGGCUCAGGAGAGCUGAAGCACCGCUGGCCCACCGGGACCUGGCGAUCCUUUCGGGUCCCCGGCGGUGGUCGUGCAGUCACUUGGCCCGAGGACGCGUGGCGGAGUGGGUUGCAGCAAAGCCACUGUUUUGCAAUGCACAGUGUUGAAAGCCUGAGCUCGCCGCUGCACUCCGUUCUGAGGGAGGAGGCUGAGUGUCCAGCAGCUCCCUGCGACCGACAUUUGGCUAAUGAGCAAAGUGUCGAGGUCAUCGAGCGAGGCAGAGGACAUCUGGGAAACAGAGGAUGACAUGAUCGAAGGUGACCUAGGCUAUGGCCUCGGAAGAAAACCCGGUGGUAUUUAUGAAGUUCCAUGUUCGAUUAUAUCUAAGAAAAGGUCAGAUGGAAAGAACCCAAGCCCUCCUCCGUUUCCAAGAAAGGGAGAAGAAAGAAGUGAAACCAGUUUCCAGUAUUCCAGGAGUAAGGGCUUUCAAGAUACAAGCGCUCAGGGAUACAGAGCAUCCAGACUGAGCAGCACAGAUUCUAACUCAGAAUUGUCGGACGAACGGUUAAGGCGACGUCUUCAUGAAGCUUUAGAGGAAGUAGAGAUUUUAAAAACGGAACUUGAAGCGUCUCAAAGACAACUUGAAGGUAAAGAGGAAGCAUUGAAAAUCCUCCAAAGCAUGGCAAUGCUUGGCAAAGCCACAAGCCACACACAGACAAUGCUUCAAAAAACUAUAGAACAGAAGAGAUCUCUGGAGAAGGAAAUAAAUGCCUUGCAGUGGGAAAUGGAAUUUGAUCAGGAUAGAUUUAAAAAUAUAGAAGAAUCUUGGAUCCAGAAAUAUGACAGGCUAAACUGUGACAAUGCAGUCCUCAGAGAGAAUCUGAAGUUGAGAACAGAGGAGAUGAAGAUGCUAAAGUCUGAGAAUGCUGUUUUGAAUCAGCGGUACUUGGAGGCCCUCGCCAUGCUUGAUAUCAAGGAGCAGAAGAUGGGUCAGGAGGAGAGUGGCUUUACAGAGGUAUCAGGUCUCGAGCUUGCAGUCCUUGGAGCCUGUCUGUGUCAUGGUCCUGGAGGGAGCCCCUGUUCUUGUGCCAAAAUGGCAGCAUCCACUCGGAAACUGGUUCUUCAGCUCAGACAUGAGUUGGAAACUCUGCAGAAGAGCAAGGAAGAGGCGCACAUAACGGCAGAUGCAUUCAGGAUUGCUUUUGAGCAACAGUUAAUGAGGAAAAAUGAGCAGGCGCUGAGACUGGCUGGAGGGGACCUGUGUAGAAGAGCGGCAACGUGGAUCAACAGACAACACCAGGCAGACUAUGGAUAUCCGGCACAAAGGAGAAAGAAGACCUUAGGGCAAAGACUACUGGGGAUACUCCCUUCGGAAAACAGUUCCAAGGGCGCUGAAGACCAAGACAAUACGCAAGAGGUCCUGAAGAUGCUGAUAGAGUUGCUGAAUGAUAAAGAGGAAGCCCUUGCACACCAGAGAAAGGUUAGUUAUAUGCUUGCUCGGGCGCUGGAAGACAAAGACGCUGCCUCAGAAAGGAAUAAAGAAAAAACCCCCAUGAGCCAGACCUUCCCAUUCAAAACGGCCUGGCAGGAUGCUUCGGAGCUCUGUGGUCUGCGUGAUCCAGUACAGUCAAACCACAUUUCUGAACCCGUGGGUUGCAUCUGUUCAAUACAGCAUCCUCCAAAAGUUUCAGACUGCCCAAGAACUCUUAAAAGAUCCUGUUCUUUGCCAUCAACUUUAUUUUACAAGUAAACCACUUGAAGUUAGAAUUAAGAGAUUCUUAAAAGUCAGAUGUUGGAGCUGGAAGCGGAGCUCAGAGGUAGACAUUUGGUUAGCGUGCCUGAGGCCUGGGGUCAGCGCAUGGUGGUGCACGCCUUUAACCCUGGCACUCAGGAAGCAGAGGCAGGCAAUCUCUGACUUUGAGGCCAGUCUGGUCUACAGAGAGAGUUCCAGCACAGAUGCUUCAUAAGGAAAUCCUGUCGUGGAAGAAUAAAACAAAAUCGCCUUGGGACUGAUGUUCAGCACUGCAAAGACUUUGUCAUGCCUGUAAAUCCCAGCACGUGGGAGGCUGAGGCAGGACAGCAACUGUAAGUUUGAGGGGUAACUAGAUUACAUUAAGACUGUUGCUAAAGCUGGGCGUGGUAGCGCACACACGCUCGGGAGGCAGAGGCAGGCUGAUUUCUGAGUUCGAGGCCAGCCUGGUCUACAGAGUGAGUUCCAGGACAGCCAGGGCUACACAGAGAAACCCUGUCUCGAAAAAAUAAAAUAAAAUUAAAAAAAAAACAAAACAAAACUGUUGCCAAAACAGAAGAACAACUAUGUAAAUGUCAAUAUUAAGAAGCUGUAUGCUUUCAAGGUGUUUUAAAAAUUUAUUAGCAUAGUAAUUUACAAGGUUGUAAGUUUCAUUAUGAUAUCUUAAUACACGCAAUAAUAUAUGUGUUUUGAUGACAUUCCUCCCUUUUAAUUUUAGGAUGCAGCUUAAGCAAGCAAACCCUUAACACAUGUAAUCCAAGAAAUGUCUUAAUAUUUGUGUUGACAUUUUUUAUAAACUAAUUUCCAUAUUUUA
This is a messenger RNA of Mus caroli (Ryukyu mouse), 2929 nucleotides long. It is a transcript of the gene Ccdc125, whose product is annotated as coiled-coil domain containing 125. The record is from RefSeq and is a predicted model, not a curated record. NCBI's taxonomy places the organism in Eukaryota, Metazoa, Chordata, Mammalia, Rodentia, Muridae. Gene Ontology annotation, biological process: negative regulation of cell motility; negative regulation of Rho protein signal transduction. Gene Ontology annotation, cellular component: cytoplasm.